CCAAUCCGCCCCUGAGAGCCGCGGCCCCAAACCCUCCCUCUGGAGCCGCUGCUUUGACUUCGCAUUUCCUUCCCACAAACUUCCUGCCUCUCCUCCUCCUCCUCCUCUGGAGCCGCUCCCGACAGGAGGCGGUUUGCGCGCUCGGAGUCGCGGGGACCGUUCACAGGCUAUCAGAUGGCAGAUUGUGUGAGUAAGGUGGAACUGAGUAUCUCCUGCGAUAAUUUGCUGGAUAAGGAUGUUUUUUCCAAGUCUGAUCCACUCUGUUCGCUCCUCCUGAACACUGGUGGGAAUCAAUGGGUAGAGAUUGGCCGCACAGAAAUGGUUAAAAACUGCCUGGAUCCGAAGUUCUCCAAGAAGUUCCUGUUAGAUUACUAUUUUGAACAGGUUCAGAAAUUGAAGUUUGGAGUUUACGAUAUUGACAAUGAAACAUUUGAUUUGGGCGAUGACGACUUCCUGGGAGAAUUUGAAUGCACUCUGGGACAGAUUGUAUCCAGCAAGAAACUGACCAGACCUCUUAUGCUAAGAAACGGGAGACCUGCAGGAAAAGGAACAAUCACGAUAUUUGCAGAAGAAGUAAACGAUAACCGGGUGGUAAACUUUGAAGUCCAAGCACGGAAGUUGGAUAAAAAGGAUUUUUGGGGAAAAUCAGAUCCUUAUUUGGAAUUCUGCAAACAGACUGAGGAUGGGAAGUGGCAGAUGGUACAUCGAACAGAGGUUAUUAAAAAGAAUUUAAACCCCACUUGGAGACCAUUUAAAAUUCCACUCCAGUCCCUGUGCAAUAGUGACAUGCAGAAGCCUAUUAAGGUAACGUGCUAUGAUUAUGACAAUGAUGGGUCGCAUGAUCUAAUAGGUACAUUUGAAACAAACAUGGAGAGGCUGCAAGAAGCAACGCAGAGUUCACCAGCGGAGUUUGAGUGCAUUAAUCCAAAGAAGAAACAGAAAAAGAGAAGUUACAAAAAUUCGGGGAUAGUGAGUUUCAAACUGUGUCAGGUUGUGAAGGAAUACUCAUUUCUGGACUACAUUAUGGGUGGAUGUCAGAUGAACUUCAUUGUCGGGAUCGAUUUUACAGGCUCAAAUGGGGACCCUCGUUCACCUGACUCCCUACAUCAUAUCAGUCCUAAUGGAUUUAAUGAAUAUCUGAUGGCAAUCUGGUCUGUUGGAAUGAUCAUUCAAGACUAUGAUACAGACAAAUUGUUCCCAGCGUUUGGAUUUGGGGCACAGAUUCCUCCGAACUGGCAGGUAUCACACGAGUUUGCACUUAACUUCAAUCCUGCCAAUCCAUUCUGUGCAGGCGUGCAAGGGAUUGUGGAUGCCUACCGCAACUGUUUGCCUCAAGUCAAGCUAUAUGGGCCUACAAACUUCUCUCCCAUUAUAAACCAUGUGGCCAGAUUUGCAGCUGCAGCAGCGCAGCAGCCAACAGCUUCUCAAUAUUUUAUCCUGCUGAUCAUCACGGAUGGAGUGAUCACUGAUUUAGAUAAUACUCGACAAGCCAUAGUCAAUGCUGCUAAACUGCCGAUGUCCAUCAUCAUUGUCGGUGUUGGUGGUGCUGACUUUAGUGCCAUGGAAUUCCUGGAUGGUGACGACUGUGUUCUAAGAUCACCCACGGGGGAAAUAGCCAUCCGGGAUAUCGUACAGUUUGUGCCUUUUAGAAAGUUUCAUCAUGCAACCAAAGAAGCUCUUGCACAAAGUGUAUUAGCUGAAUUGCCUCAGCAAGUGGUGUGCUACUUCAACACACGGAAACUGCACCCUCCCAAUGAGCCAAAUCCUUAAGAGCUCCUGGAUUCAUGACAACAGCAAUUUGCAUUUAUAUAGCACCCUUCAUGUGGGGUAGCAUCCUAGAGUGCUUAUCAAGCAUUUGCAAUGCGCCAAACUGACUAAUGCACUAAUGUAAUUUUUAAAAUACAUCUUUCAGAAAUGACAGUGUUUUACAAAAUUAUAAUAAACCUUGUACUUGGUGUUAAUUACAUCAGUAACUUUUUAUUGGUGUAAAUUAUUGAAACUUUGUUCAUUCUGCUGCAAUAUCCUUAUUAUUUGUCAUUUAUGUAAAUUAUGUUCUUUUGGAUUUUGUUUUGUGAUGUUCGAAGCAGCAGUUUUUGUUUAGCCUCCAAAGCAUUGCAUAAUUUUUAUGCUGUUGUGUAAACUCAUAGUAAUUCAGUCUUUGGAUUUUUAGACUGCAUGCCUGCAUCCUGCACUGAUGCAUGGAUCAGCUGGAAUGAAGUCAUAUGAUUACAAAUGAUUCACAAAUCAUGAUUGGUAUUAUAAUGCAUUACAUUAGCAUAUCAUAACAAAUUUCUUUUAAAAAAUAAAUGAUAAGAAGUAAUUGAAUAUUAAAAUUAGAAGCACAUUUAAAAAGUAAUUUUUCUUUGGGCUGCAUUAUUCAGCCUUUGAUAUACAUUUUUCAAACUAGUGCAAUUUUAGUCUUGUUGCUCUGCUUACUUUUUACUUAAUAUAUAUUUAUUUACAUCAUAGUUUAUCAUUUUUAAUCUCAAGGUUUUUAUUUCAAACCUGGUGUAUAAACAGAAAAAAAUGUGCUAGUUACCCACUAAGUAAGUAUCAUUAAUGCUGAGCUGUGCCUACAUUAUUCAGUCAGGUCUACCCAUUAGAGAAAUAAUACAAGAGGAACCCAGGUUCCUCUACAGUUAAUACUUCAAUCUCUGACUUACUUACAUUGAUAAAGAUUUCAUAUUGUACGAGAAAUGCAGCUUUUUAUAUUCAGGUACUCUUAUCUUACAGAAAUGAUCUAGUGUAAUAGUCAUUUGUACUUUUCUACUUUUUUUCUGUACAUGUUUGCACGUGCCAUCAAAAUUAAAACUGGCCUGAAAAAUUAGAUGUUCA
Messenger RNA from Callorhinchus milii (elephant shark), 2835 nucleotides. Its product is annotated as copine-3-like. The record is from RefSeq and is a predicted model, not a curated record. Bases 175 to 1770 code for a protein of 531 amino acids. The transcript has 16 exons. Gene Ontology annotation, biological process: cellular response to calcium ion; ERBB2 signaling pathway. Gene Ontology annotation, molecular function: calcium-dependent phospholipid binding; receptor tyrosine kinase binding. Lineage: Eukaryota; Metazoa; Chordata; Chondrichthyes; Chimaeriformes; Callorhinchidae. Gene Ontology annotation, cellular component: plasma membrane.